GUUCCGGCAGUCCUGCGAAUGGUAUUAUAAAGAAGCUCAAUAUGAAGCUCAACUUUCGAGGUCCUGAUCUGCUGCCGAUUGCUCUCUGCUGGAAGUCGACAAAUCAUAAUAAAGAAACCAUCGCCGCAGCAAACCAUCCCCAAAGAUGCCUCUCCGCGUCCUCCUAACCGGCGCAAAUGGCUUCAUAGCCCAACACAUCCUCGCCCAGUUCCUCGCAGCAGGCCACUCCGUCCGCGCCGUGGUCCGCUCUCAGUCCUCCGUCGACCAGCUCCGCAAGACCUUCGCCUCCUAUCCCUCCCCGCAGCUCGACUUCGCCCUGGUACCCGACAUCGCCACCCCAGGCGCCUUUGACGCCGUCCUCGUCUCCGACGGUGCGCCCUUUGACGUAGUCCUCCACACGGCCUCGCCCUUCAACUUCCGCAAGGGCAAUUCCAACGCCGACUUCCUCGACCCAGCCGUCAAGGGCACGACCGAGAUUUUGCAUGGCGUGGUGCGCAAGGCGCCCUCUGUGAAGAGAGUCAUCGUCACAAGUUCCAUGGCUGCCGUGAUCGACAUCACCAAGCCAUCCAUCUCCAACCCGGCCAAGAUUUAUAAUGAAAGCGAUUGGCUUGAUGUCUCGAGAGAAGACGCAGAGGCCUCAACGCACCCGGCGAUACCCUACGUCGCCAGCAAGAAAUUCGCAGAAAAGGCAGCGUGGGCCUUCAUCUCCGAUACCGAACCCAAGCCCGCCUUCGACCUCGUAACAAUCUGCCCGCCCAUCGUCUACGGACCCCUCUACGACGUCUCCGCGACGAGUUCCCCGCAGAACCUCAACGAAAGCAACCACAUGCUCUACCAGAGCCUCUGCGGGGCAAGCCUCACCUCGGACUCGCCGGUCCCGCCCGAGAUGCUGCACCUGUACGUCGACGUGAGGGAUAUUGCGCGCGCGCACCUGUUGGCAGCGACGACGCCCGAGGCGGGCGGGAAGAGGUUCCUGGUGAGCCCUGGGGGCGUGUCGAAUCAGCAGCUGGCAAAUAUCUUGCGGGAGAAGCUGCCGCAAUGGGAGGGGCGCAUACCGAAGGGGGACCCGGCCAAGGCGACGCUGGCGGAGGGUAUGUUUGGGGUUGAUGCGUCGUUAGCGGAGAAGGUUCUUGGGAUGGAGUAUAGGACGUUGGAGGAUACCAUUGGGGAUACGGCGGCGCAAUUUGUCGAGCUUGAGGAUCGGGCGAAGGCUUCUUGA
Messenger RNA from Colletotrichum phormii, 1219 nucleotides. Its product is annotated as NAD dependent epimerase/dehydratase. The record is from RefSeq and is a predicted model, not a curated record. The transcript has a single exon. Bases 146 to 1219 code for a protein of 357 amino acids. Gene Ontology annotation, molecular function: oxidoreductase activity, acting on the CH-OH group of donors, NAD or NADP as acceptor. NCBI's taxonomy places the organism in Eukaryota, Fungi, Ascomycota, Sordariomycetes, Glomerellales, Glomerellaceae.